AUGCGGAGACCCCCUCCCCGAACCAGCGACUGCGGGUGGGGACUACCAGAUCGCGGAGGGGUUGCAUUACAUGUCGGUGAGCGAGGAAGCCCUGUGUCCUACCUGCUCCCCCGGCUCAACUCACUUACUCCUAAUCUUGCGGCUACGGCAGAAUUCGUCGCGUCAAAUGUGAUGAGCGGAAGCCGGCUUGUUUUCGGUAUGCAAACAUUGGGAGAUCCUGAUGCUUCCGUCGCGAAGAACCCCCACACUGACCACCCGGAUAGAUGUACCAGUACAGACCGGAGAUGUGAUGGUUAUAUGCCCAUGCCUUAUUCCAUACGCAUCACCAAACAGCUGGCACAAGUUACUGCAUUUGUCAGUCCAGCCGAGUCCCGAGCCCUCGAGUUCUUCUUUCGCAAGUCUGCAGCGCACCUGGCUGGUUACUUCAAUGCUUCGUUCUGGACCCGCACGGUUCUACAGCUCAGUCUGACCGAACCCCCGAUUCGCCAAGCGAUUGCUGCGAUUGGCUUUCUCUAUGAAGUAGAGGUGACGUCCACAACUCCGGGAAUGGCACAUCACUUGCUGUCUCACCGGUCCGACUUGGCGCUACAUCUUUACAACCGGGCCAUCCGUACCACCAUUGAUAAGUUUUCAUCAGGAAUGGACGUUGUACCCCUAGUCAUAGCAGCCAGCAUUCUGUUCGCAGCCCUUGAGUUCCUCCGAGGAAAUGCUGCCGUGGCUGCAUCACAUACCAGAAGCGGGCUUAACCUGGUGCGGUCCUGGCGGGAACAUCGAGGGCGAUUCCACCACACGAAGAGUUCUCGGACACAUUGGGUAGAUGCUGAAUUGGCUCCAAUAUUGAACUCAUUUUCUCUGAAUACGUACGAACGAUCAGGUCUCAAACACCUCACAAGUGCGCCACGAGAAAAAGUGCUUGUCAAUCCCGUGGAUGCUCAAGGCAAGCUCUUAGUCAAUUGGCGGUUCCAAACAUUUCAUCAGGCACGCACCGCCCUCCUUGACUUGAUGCUUUACCACAUCGGGACUUUUCGCGACUGGCAAGAUCUGGCCAGACUGACGGACCUCCCGUACUCGCCCGUUCUGCGAUGGCUCGAUACUUUCGAACAUGCCGCCCAGCGAUGGAUGGCAAGCUUUGAAUUGCUAGUGCAACGGAAGCAGUCGGCAUGUGGACCAGCCAUGGAUAAUGAGAUCGAUGCUACUCGCACGCUCUGGUAUUGCCUCCGUCUAGGACUCGGUCGGUACCGUGUGGCCAAUGAAUGCGGCUGGGAUGACUUUCGCGCUGCCUACGAAGAUAUCGUCUUGAUUGCCGAACGUCUGCUCAAUGACUCGGAACACUACCCGGAUGAUGUAUCGAAAACGAUGAGCCUUGACGUACAGUUGUUGUAUCCGUUGCAGGCCGUCGCCUGGAAGUGCCGCUGGCCGGACCUUCGCCGUCGGGCCCUGGAUCUGCUACAACGACUUCCGAAGCAAGAGCUGUUCUUUUAUACCCCGAACUACCACACCGUCUGCAGCCGGAUCAUGGAACUUGAGGAGAGUAUGAUGGGCAAUGACAUGCUUCCCCCAGAUCACUCCCGAAUCUAUAGUUUCACCAUCACCCCUACCCCCGCCACGACGGCGGACCACCCUAUUUACUCCGUCACUUUUACUACGUUCCCACAUGGCCGAAGUAGCGAGCCACACUUUCACACCGAAUCGCUAUGGCUUCAUCCAUCGCAGGCGGGGGUCGCCGCAACCAUUCCACCUGUUGAUAUGAUGCAACGUCGCGACUGGUCACCGGUCGCUCAGACAAAUGCUCACACUCAGCUGUCCUCAAUACCUGCAACAUGGAUAAUGUAG
This is a messenger RNA of Aspergillus niger, 1833 nucleotides long. RefSeq lists its product as uncharacterized. The record is from RefSeq and is a predicted model, not a curated record. The transcript has a single exon. The coding region runs from base 1 to 1833 and encodes 610 amino acids. Lineage: Eukaryota; Fungi; Ascomycota; Eurotiomycetes; Eurotiales; Aspergillaceae.